GGAUGCCGGUGUAAUGAAAUAUCGCGGGCAAGUGUUUUGAAUUAAUUCGCGGUUCUUGCUUAUUGAAGUCUGAGGUCACUGAUGUUGCUUCAGCGCGUGAUUUAUCUAUCGCCAUGGGUACCUAAAAAAGUCGUGAGAACAAACAACGUCAAAAGUGUAUGGAGCAUGGCCUGAAACAGGACACCAGUCAUUCUACACGCUCCGCCUAACAGAACGAACCAGGCUUGCGUCUUGUCAGGUACAUCCGAAAUUGAAGGAAUGAAAGGAACAAAAAAUUUUACUACAAGAAUAAUGGGGAAGUCUAGUGCUUUUAUUGAAAAAUUCCGACCAAGUAGCAUACGAAAAUUGAAUUCAUUCAUUAUAUUUGCUUAAUUGGGGCCGAACAUCAACGGGGAAUGCAGAAAGUUAUUUUGCGGACGAAAAGGUCUGUUCAUCAACGUGAAGUACCAGGUCUUACAUUUACGUGCAAGAGUGGUCCAAGCAAUUGACGAACAAAAUUCCGAGGGUCAAAAGAACGCAUGGGGUAGGCCUAGAUUUUAAAUACAAAUAUUCAGUGGGGAAAACAUUUGCGCACGCGCGGUAAGACCGGGACUUCAGGUAACUGGAGAUAUACAUAAAUGAGAAGUUGUAGAUCGUCUCAAUCACAGAAAGAACGCGGUCUUAGCAAGACAGUUGCCUGGAAAGCGACGCGGUUUAAUGGUCGCACACUACAGAAAAAUCAGAUGCGCCGUGCUGCAGAACUGUAAACGAGUGCCACGAACAGAUCGUGUAAGAUGUGAUGUGGGCUUCUGCACAGACUGCUCUACACAGGCAGCAAAUUGCCGAAGUAUAACAAAUCAACACAAGGCACUGUACAUCCACUGCAUCCUCACCAUUAUGAGGUGCGGGAGUCGAACAACAAGUCCGACAGCUGUAAAGCAACUACCAAUACUGCUACAUCGUUCUUGACAAUGAGGUUUAACAAGCAAGAACUAACUACUCUAGCCACACAGCCAUCUCAGAAAUUUGAUAAAGAGGGUGUCCUGUUUCUUCGAGAAAGACAGGAGGGUUUCUUCAGGCGCACUGAGAGGAAAGACAUCAAAAGAGGGAAAAGGUCAAAGAGUCUUCGGGAACUGAGCUGCUAUAGCGGAACAAGCAAAGUCAGUCUCGAGCGAUGGUGUCGGUUGAGAGGGAACUUGCUCUUCUACUUCAAGUCUCGAGAGCAAUGGUCAGAGCCCCUAGGCGUUAUCAUUCUGGAACAGUGUUCCAUCAAAGUUGACACGCCCACUGCAGAGGGUCCAUAUGGCUUUCAUCUAGUGUUUGAUGGAGGACUCAGUCAGCAUCUUGCAGCAUAUUCAGAAGGGGAGAGGGAUGCAUGGCUGCAAGCCAUCCAGCUGGCAAGCUACGACUGCAUGCGUUCCCAGCUGCUGGCAUUGCAGCAGAGGAUGGAGCUGUGUCGGGGACAAGAUCCAGAUUUGGAUGUCCACAUGUUGAGGAUACGAAGGGGCAACACUGUUGAUCCAUCUGAACUUCCCCUCUGUGAAAUUUCGUUGGCGUGUGACAACCUCCUGUGUGAUGGACAUGGUCGUCCACCCAACCCUGUGUUGGUUGUUCAUGUGUACAUUCCUACAGACGCAGUUUGGGUCAAGUAUGCCAAAACUGAGGUGAUCGAGAGGAGCAGUAACCCAGGCUUUCUCAACACGGUAACGUUCCGAGCCAGUGAUGGUCUGAGCAGUGAUACACGCGUUCGACUUACAGCGUAUGAUAUGCGUGAACACGUAUCUCAAACAGCAACGCCUAUUGGAUCGUCUGUGGUAACAUUAGGUGCAGUCCAGGAAACAGACAGACUCCGCAUCCCAUUGCUCUCUCCUGCUGGUACCACAGUUGGUUUUCUCACCCUCACAGUGUGGAACUUGGAACCUGAAGACAAGGGUGGUAGCACUGAGUCUACUCCAUGCAGAAGUGUACCUGAACACGAUAUAGCUGUAGUGUAUUCCCAUCGGAGGUCACAGUCUCUGCCUCCUCGACUUGGCACCAAGCUGAAACUUCCACACCAGGGCCAACUUUGUGUCCUGUUCGCCAACCCACAUGUGCACACAUACCGUUUUCACUCUGGUCUUGGUGGUGAUAUUUAUGUUCAUGAGGUUAUGGCAGAAAGUAAGCUGUGUUUCCUGUUUCCACAGCAGUUGCUAGCUCUGUGGAUCCAGGAAGAAAAGGAACUUCUUCAGGAAGUGGCAGGAAUGGGUGAGCUACAUGAACCUUGGCACACACGUCAGGUAGAACUGCUAGACCGACAUCUCCAUCUUUUGCACCUCUACUCACAAGCAAAAGAAAAUCUUGAGGCACACAAAGGAAGUUUUUUUAAACCAAGUUCCCGUAAAAAUGAUCGAAUGCUAGAAUUUGCUCCCGUAAAUCUGCAUCUGCAACGGAUGUGGGUUCAAAAUGACACACUAAGAAAAUGUGGCUUUUAUGAUAUCAUCACCGUGGGAGCCUUCACUGCCCACUCACAUAAGUCAAAGAAUGGGGGCCUUAUAAAACUGCUGCAGCAGCUAAAAGAAUCACCUUCAAGAACAAAUCCAACUCUGCAAGGACCAAGCAAAAUAUUAAUAGCGCACGAUGCCAUACAAGCUAUUAAACAGCUGCGUCAGGAAGUGGUAGAUGGAAUGAGGGCCCUUAUGAAGUUGGCUAAAGAGAAGCAGACUGCUGGAAUGCUCCCUAUUUGUGAGGAUAUGAUAUCCAAGACACGGAUUCUUCUAAGCCUGUGGGACCCAGGGCUUGUUGAAGAAGCUCUGUCCUUUGUAGAGGAACACAAAGUUUCGCAACCUAUACCUGAAGACCCUGUUGAUGGAGAGGAUGGCCCACGCAGUUUGGAAUUUCGACAUCCGCAAGUACUUUCUCCAUACCGGCGCAUCACUCAGCAACUUAAUUUUGAUAUGAAGUCACCUGAUAUAGAUGACCUUGUCACCCCAGACAGUCCGCACUGUACCCGAGUUUUCUGGAGCCUUCCACCCAACGGAACAGCUCACAAGGUGGCAGAUGCAGACACUGCUUCCAUUACAGCAUUGAAAAGUUAUGGGUCCAGAUCAAAAGAUUCCCUUUCAGGGAGUGAGACACAAUUUGAAAUUUUUCCAGAUUCUGAAGAAGGAUCAAAAGAUGGUUCAGACCAAAAUGCAAGGGAUGAAAAUGAAGCGGAGGAGCUGAUGAAUAAUCAGGCCAAUCAGGACAGAUUAGGAAAUUGCAAUGACGUGUCAGAUGUAGAAGAUAGAUCAAUAGGAAUGUCCAAUGGUUUUGACUGUGACCUAGGUCGAAGAUUUUUGGAUACACAGGCCAUGUGUAGUUCUCCAUCUGCUAACUACUACAAGCCCACGGAUGAACCCGAACCAUGGGAUCUCACACAGCUGAACAUUGAAGCUAGUGUCAUGUGUCUUGUUAGCAAGGUCAAGUUUCUUUGUGGACGUUGCGGUAGCCCUGCCGUGCGGCUGAGGUCCUCUCAGCGUGGGAUGGGAAGAUCACGUAGCUUUCGUGGUGGUCUCUCGACUCAGGCUACUGCAGAUGAGGGCAGUGGCAAAGAUUCUGUGGUGACAGUUCAGCCAACAAGUACCAAUGGUGGAAGUAAUAUUUCAAGCACAGGUGACAUUAUAGAAAAAAAUGCAAAAGAGAAGAUUGAGGACAAAUCUCAAAGGCUGGAAUCAAUUGGACUGUCAACUAGUAUGAGUAGUGAUGACGUGAUAAACAAGGCAGUGGACACGGUGCAGAAGGCUGUAAAUGGUGCUGUAGGGAGGAACUGUUCUACUGUACGCAACAAAUUUACCGAAGGCUUAGACUUUGCUUCUAUCGUGGAUUGGACAUGUGAGUUGCGUCCCAGCAUGAGGAAACUUCGACAAGCCAUGGAUGGUCUGUUGAAGACCGCGAGACUCACACACAGUGUGUUUCGAGUACAGGAGGAUGUGCGAGGUGCACAGAGAGCUUGCAACGUGCGUUACCGUCGAGAUGUCUGCUUUUCACAGGCUCUGACGUCUCUUGUAGUGGGGCUGAUGGCCAAGCUGUGGUGCCAGAAGCCAGACCCCACAUUCCUCAUGGUGCUUACAACGCUCGGACCUCUCAUCUCGUUUGAGGGGCUACUGAGCUACUGUGGUGAUGAGAUUGAUAUGUGGGGGGACAUGGCUGUUGCUGUUGAGGACCUCCUGACAGUGACCUUCACCCUCACUAGGUGCACAAACAGCAGCUCCAAAUCCUGUUUACCAUCUUCACCACAGCAGCAUCCAGUUCCACGUGUCGUUGGUUCCCGUUCAGCUCUCACUGUUGUUCUUCCCGUGCCGGACUCCGUGCAUUCUAUGCUACCUCUCUCACAGUCAUCGAGGUCUUUCACUGUAACUCCUGUUUUUUUCAAUGUUGGCAUCAAUGAGAUGGCAACAUUGGCAGAGAGUCUGGGUAACACCAGACCUCAGGACAAGAGCAAUCUUGACAAUUAUGAGAGGGUAAAUGAGUACUACCACCGCUUCCGAAAGCUUCAUCUUCCAGCGGAUCUCCCAGGACAGAGAGGGCCUACGUGUGCCCCUCUACAGCCAUCUCUGUUAGAGCUAGUGGAGAGCCUGAAGGUGGCCGUGCAUACUAAACAGAGUAAGAACGUGGAUGUACUGCACCUCUCAUCACGGAUCUGCCGCAGAAUGAAAGGUCUUCGGUUUACAAGCUGCAAAAGUGCCAAAGACAGAACUGGGAUGUCUGUGACUUUGGAGCAGUGUCAUGUCUUGGUAGCAGAGUACGGCCUGUCAGAACACGAGAUUCAGCGACCUCUUGACUGCAUGAGAAGCGAGGGGUGCCGUAGGGAGAACACUUAUAAGAACACUGGUGUCCGCAAAUAUGCAUUCAAUAGUCUUCAGCUACUUACGUUACCAAAGCCAUAUCGCCCACCAGCAGGGACGUACGGCUCAGCCCAGACAUGAAACCAUCAAUGCAAAUAUUAUCAGUCAUAUUUCAUUCUUGGGUUUGAGUUGUUAUAGUAAUGGCCUACUAGAUUGUAGAGUGUGAGGCUGUAUGGUGUUCAUCCACAUAUCUACAGUGCAAGUUUUAUUUAUCUGAUCAUUAUACAAACAAAUUUCUGUGUGGUGAUAGAAGGGGUUUGAAAAAUUCAUUCUUGUACAUGUUGGUCUCCUGGUUAGUAAUACUGUGUUGACUUUUAGGUAGAUACUAAUUUUUUGGUGGAACAUACUUCCCCAAUUUUUAUCCCUCAUCAUGAAGUAUAGAGGAAAUUCAUCUCAUGGGUUCUCCCAUGUUGGGAAAGUUAGAUUGUUUUUUAUAUCUAACUUUGAUUGAUUUUCAUUCAGAUUUAUAAAAGAUUAAAUAAGAACUGUAUUUUAAAAUAGAUUUUAAAUGUUCUUUUGAAAUAUAGACCAGUAGCUUAGAAGUAUAUUUUAAAGAGUACUAUCUUAGACUCAAACUCUGACCACAAUUCAUGAUGUUAAAUUUUCUUAGUCACUAAACAUCUGAUAUAUGCAGAUACAAAUAAAAGAUGCUGUCUGUCAGUCUACAGUUGCUUGUACUGGGGACCUACGCUAAAAAAAUUGGGUGUUUUUGGCCUGUAUCAUUUUCCUAUGAUCAGUAGGCACAUUUUUGUCAUGAAACAUGUGAAAAGAAUCUGACAACUUAAAGUUUAAAUGUGAUUGGUCUGGUUUCUGGGUUAUUAGAUUGAUACAUCAGUAACAAUUACCAUUUGACAUACCGUGAAUCAUUGUAAUAAUAUAUAAUGGUCAUAUGAGUAAAACCAUGCACAGUAGACGGUCAUGCUCAAUUGUAAUGUAUUUCCUAGAUUGUGGAUUAAUAUAGAGGGGGAUUCCAAGGAAAGGUUGCACAAACUAACAAGAACAAAAGAAACUGUUUCUGUGUAUUUGUCUAUAUGUUCUUUGUUUAUAAAACCAGUAAUUGUUAGUAGUGUACAUUUUGUUUGCUAUUAUAAUAUUUUCUGUUGCUUUUAACAUUUUUUGCCUUGAAAGUACUGCAUCUGGAAGGUUCAGUUAUAAUAUGGCAUAUUUAUUUAUCAUAUUGGCCCAAUUAUAGGGCAGUCUUGAAUAUGUGGUGACCAUGCUCCGUCUUCGGAAACGUGGCCGAAGAGCAGUGUCAUAAUAUUUUAAUAAGGGGCAAUUAUAAGGUGACAAUUAAUUUUACAACCUUAUAAAUAAAAUGCAUUGCAUGUAUAAUUGGGCCAUUUUGGUAAUUUUGUAACAAAUUUACAAACUGACUACAAUUUAAGUAGUUAACAUUGUCACGAAAUAGAGACUUAAAGUACGUAAUAUUGAAAAGCAAAAAUUGUGUUUUGUAUAUAAUACACAUAUGUAAAUAACCAAAACUUUAUGUUAGAGUAAUAUAUAUAUAUAUUACUGUACUUAAUAAUAAUUUACCUUCUAAAUGUACAUAUGAAACUGCAGAGACUUAAACAGCACAAAGCUUUAUAUAUGUAAUGUUUGUUUUAAUAUACAGGAUGUUUCAAAUUUAUUGACAACAGAGAACAUUGCUGAAUGGAUUGAGGCAGACCACAAAAUUGAAAUAUGGUGUGGUUCAAAGCCAGCACAUGGUAUUUAACCCAUUUAGUGCCAGGAUAUAUUAUAGUGGCAUUAGAAAGUUGGUUAAUGUGCCAUCAUCAUUUUGAUUAUUCUGAUAUAUGUCAUUUUGGAUUGUGGCUACUUUCUGGAGAUAGAGGCAAGAAAUGAUACCAGCAGUGGUUUGAAGUAUCGAUUUUCAUACCUGAAAUGUACGUUAAAGCAUGCUCAUUCAGAGAGAUAUUCCUGCCAUAUUUUGCAUAUGUGAAUCCUUCGAAGACUUAAAUUGAGACUUUAGUUCCUAAUGCACAUGGUUUCAGUAGCGAUGGUUCAAGUGACUCUGUUUCUGUCUUUUCUGAAAAUGUUCUGAUUUGACCCAGUCUGUUCAGGACACAUUGCAGUUGUAAUAUAUGCAAUUAGUGAAAUGUAACUAGUAAUACUUGGGCCUGUAUUACUUUUAUGUUUUUUGAGAGGUGGGGUUAUCUGUUCAGAACAAGGGACUGUGUUACUCAUACUUUCAUCUCUCGUUGUUUAACCUGAAAUGUUUAAUGUUUGGGAGGUAAUCACUGCAGACAAUCUUUCUGGAAGUGUGCAUCAUCUUCAAGAUUAGUCAUUAAGCUACCAGCAGUAUUUUUAAGUGGGUGUUGGCUUUUUUAUGCAAACAGAGCCAUAGCAAUUCCUUUUGGUGAAAUGACUGCUUCUAUACAUGACUCCACAAGGUUCAGUUGGUGAUAGGAGCAUUAUUAGUUUUUCACUUUAUCAUACACAGUUUGGUAAAUUUUAUCUUAUUGUUUUAAUUUCAGAUUUGGGCAACAUCAUUUUUUAUUCUGUGUGAUUGAUCAUUACUUAACACUAUGAAGCUGUAGCUCGUCUAUUCAGUCGUACUGCAAACAAAACAACACUUCUCCAUUACAAAGAUCAGUUGGUUAAUGCUGUUGAGGAAAUAAUCCCUGUUUAUUAUGAGAAUCACAUAAACCCCAUGUAACCAUGAUGCCUGUUCAAACUCUGCCUCCUCUUCUGAUUCUCCUCCUUCCUGUUAAUUGUCUUAUUUUCUUGGAUUUGGGCCUACUGGCUUGUUCUGAUACAGAAUAAUCUGAAUCUAAAUAAGUGGUAGUAGGACUCAACGGAUGGUAGAUCAUCAGCUUAUCAUGUGGCAUGUCAUUUGUCAUUAUGAUAAUGCAUAACACUGCAGGAAAAUAUCCAUGGUCUGACAGGAUUGGAAUCCGUUAUGUCCAUUACCUUAUUUUUCACAUAAAUUAUUUAUAGGAAGCAAGAGUUCUAGAGUGAGGAUAGAUGCAUGGCUUGACAUUGAAAUUUAUUAAGACUGUUGGUUACAGUUUACAUUGUUCACAUAACUUCCUGAUGCAUAACAUGCAUAAUGAGCUCAUAAUUUUGUAUGCUAUAAUCUGCCAGAUGCAGUUUAAUUGCUGAUACAGUCACCCCACCUCAAAACAACUUCAGACUGUAAAGUUUAAUCAUACUUUUUGUGACAUGUAGCAAAGCUACUUAAUAAUUAUGACAUGGAGGUUUAAAUUAUGUUGCCAAAGAAUCUGUGUGGCUCUCCACAGCUACUGAUGUGUUUUUUUCUGUGUAUCUUUAUCUUGUAAUGUUAUUUCUUUGAACUGAACCAGUACUUCACAAGACUAGGAGCUUCUUGACAGCAGGUAGUGACCUAGUGAAUUUUUAAGUUCUGAUUGUGCAAAAUAUUCAACACUGUGGCACAUGCAAGAGAUACCUGACACAAAUCCCUGUAGAAGAUAACUAACCUGAGGUAUUAUAAUUUUCUGUAACUCCUAUAGGUGAAUUUCAGGGUAGUGCCAUAAAAUAAACAUUAACCACUUUGUCCUAUGUACCACUUGAUUUAUCACUUACAAUUAUUCUGGCAUUCCUCAAUCAGCACUACAUAAGUUAUGCAGUCAGUACAUCUUUAUGAAAUAACAGCCAACAAAUCUUAACCCAAAAUAUUUAAUGAAAAUUAUAUAAAAAAAUUAAUGUAUCUUGGUGUUAUAAGGAUACAAAAUCUGCUCGCUGUCUCUUGUAAUAGGUGUUCGUAGAGUGGUAUAAUGAUAUGUGCCACUUUCUUGCAGUAUUACAAUACCUGAUUCAAGUAGUGUUGUUGAACAUAGGACACUUUCUGAAAUUACAGCCUUAAAAAUUCACAAGACUCUAAAUGAGAUGGCUUUGAAGGUCACAAUGUCGGUAUAAGACAACAUAGUUUGAUAUUUAAUUCCCAGUUUUUAUAAGCACAAGGCAGUUGUAUGUUUGGUAAUGUUAGUGUAAGUCAACACUAUUUAAGGAUGCAGUAAGUUUUGAGGUUAUGUUACUUUGGUAAUUGGGUCAUUUGCUUUGGGUGAGUGGAAUUCAUUGUAUCUGAUGUAGUUUGUGAAAUGAGAUGAGAAAUGGGAAAAUGAUUAGAGGUGGUAGUUUUAUUGAUAACUCUGUUAAGGAUAAUAUGAAAAAGUUUGUCCAUUGAAUGAACUUCCCUAUAGAAGCAGGAGACCAAAGAAAGAAGUAAUGUUCUCUCAUUUUAGUUGUUGACCCUUGUGUGAUUUGUAUUGUAUUACUUUGCAAUCAAUGUCUUGUCAUGUAAUAGGUCCAGCAGUUAGACAUUACUUGAUCACUGUGACAGUCUUAGUUCAAUUACAAAGUUGUGCUCAUAAGGUUUGUGAUAUAACAAAAUUGAAUGAAGGCAGGUUUUUCUGCUAAUAUUUAUAUUCCUCAGCCAAUUAUCAUUGCAUUCAUGCUUUGUACACAUUAGUCAGUGGUCAUUAAUUGGGAAUCACAGGGCAGCAGGACUUUCUUUCAGUUCAUGGUGGGUUUAUGUUACUUUCUGUGAUUAGAAAUUUUGGAUAAAGUUCUGUAUUACUAUUCAAGAAAAAUCUGAGGUGGUAUAUUCAAACUUACCUUGACGACAAUAGUCAUGUCACAAGAAGUGGAACAAUGUGAAGCUAUCCAGUGUCUUAUGCUUCUGUUUGAAUUGUAAAUGCAUCUUUCAGGAUGGCUCCCACAGAAGAUUAUUCUAAUGGUGCUAGUAUAUUCUAUUGCUGCUGUAAUUUAUUGUACUUGUUUAGUACUGUACUUAACAUUUCGUCAUUAGUGGUGUUUUUGUUUAUGAAUGUUGAAUUAAGAAACUCAGAUUCAUAGUCUGUGUUUAUGUCAGGGUCAGAUGUGAAGAAAUAUUUGAAGGAUGCAUAUUAAUGUGUUAUAAUUAAAAUAUGAUAGGUGCAUUACUGAAAAGAUUACAAACACUUCACUAUAAAAUUGUUAAUCAACAUUUUCACAGCACUGAGCAUAGCGUAGCAGAGAUAAGAAUGAAAAUAACUGUAGGGUGUAUAUUGUGAUAUAGUUUUCCUGUUUUAAUAUGGGCUAUCCCAAAGUGGAAAAUGUUGAGUCACCCGCAGGGUAUCCCCAGGAAAAUACUUAGACAUCCAGAAUAAAAAGUCUGCAUUUUUGGGGCCUUGGUUCAUUUCAUACUUCUUUGUUGUACUUGUGUGGAAACGCUGAAUUAAGACACUUUCUUCAUGUUCAUCCCAUCAUUCAAACACUUGAUAUAAUAUUAUUACACUAUUAGAAAACUUUGAAAGUAAUAAAUAUUUUAGGAAGAUAUAUACGAUGUCUUACACUGGGCCUCUGUCCUUUGCACACGUUUCUCCGUUACAGAUAUACAUAUAGGAAUUAUAAUUAACCUGCCUGUAUUAUUAAAUUACAGAUUGGUUUGAAGUGGGGUUUAAGCUGGAAAAACCAAGACUUAUAAAUUUAUUCUCAUCAAAGCUUUAUAAAACGUGAUAAAUUGUCAUUGUCGUUGUGACAUUAUCAGGACCUCAGCCCUUCAUCGAGGCUUCACCUCUGACUUGAUGUAUGGAUGUGUAGAUUAUUCUAGUCCAUGGUGGGAUAAUGCCAGCUGAUUGUGUAAAAUCUUCGUAUUUAUCUUGUAAGAAUCUCCAUCUCUGCUCCAUUUAUAAAUAUUGAUUUGAAGUAUUCUUGUAAAGUUACACUUUGAUGUUCUAUUGGUCAGUGAAAUUUCAGGUUCUUACGAUGCAAGAUGGCUGUCUUCUGCGAUGUUACACCAUGUAGUCUGGUAGAAGUUUACUGACAUUCACACUGCCUCCAUUGUCAGGGCCUGAUAGAGGCAGGAAACACCUUUGAAAUGUCAGUAAACUUCUACCAGACCAGAAACAGGAGAAAUAUAGAUUCAUACUAAGGAGAGGAAAAAUAAAUGAUAGUAUGUAUUAUCACCAUUGUACAAAUGAAGGCUUUUAUCCAUAUGCAAUGUGUGUAACCAUGCCAAUCUCACACACACUGCACAUAUCAGGGUUGUCAACAUUCCUGGUUACUUCUUGCACAUAAUUAUUUUUAAAAUAUAUUGGUAUAACUAUAUUUAUAACAGUGUUUGGAGAUUCUUUACAUUAACAAGAUUAUAACGACUGAUACUUAAAUCAACCCGGUUCUGAGAUGUUAAUUAAUUAAAAGAACCUGUGUAUGAUAAUAUUCAAAUGAGAAAAAGCUCUAUAAAUUUGUUUGCAAGUA
Molecule: messenger RNA, 11039 nt
Organism: Zootermopsis nevadensis
Lineage: Eukaryota; Metazoa; Arthropoda; Insecta; Blattodea; Termopsidae
Product: inositol polyphosphate-4-phosphatase type I A
Cellular component (GO): cytoplasm
Molecular function (GO): phosphatidylinositol-3,4-bisphosphate 4-phosphatase activity
Source: RefSeq, a predicted model, not a curated record